GAGCGCUUGUGGGUUUAAGUGGACAGCUCUAUGUUUCAAGCACAGAAAGAGAAUGGGCAAGAUAUUGUGCAUUUUGUCUGCAAUAGUUUUUGUCGUGAAAACUGACGAUGUCAGCGAAUUUAAUGCAACUAUCACAUCCGUUAACAUGACAUUGAACUCUACUGUUAACAGAACGAUAACUUUUAAGACGCCCGUGUUCUCAUUAUUAUCCACCACCACCACCACCACAGCCAAUAAACCAGUUUUGGGAAAGAAAAAUAUGCGAAAAAAAAAUGCAGAUGACAAGCGCAUCGAUCAAGACGAGGAUGGAAAACAUGAAACCAAGAAUGGCACAGCAGACGCAAAGAAAGAACCUGACUGUCCCCCGCUGGGUCUGAAGUCACUGAGGGUUGAUGACAGCCAGUUCCAGGCUUCAUCCUACCUGCGGAUGGGACUUGGCCCUCACAGGGCAAGACUCAAUAUACAGUCAGGUAUCGAGGACGGAGACAUGUAUGAUGGCGCGUGGUGUGCUAAGUAUGAGGACCAGCACCAGUGGCUGCAGGUGGAUGCUCUGCGCCCCACGCUGUUCACAGGAGUCAUCCUGCAGGGACGCAACUCCAUCUGGAGCUGGGACUGGGUUGAAACCUACAAAGUGCAGCUGAGUAACGACUCCGAGACCUGGAAGACCUGCAUGAACGGAACAGAGGAGGCGGUGUUUGUUGGAUCCCGAAAUGAACCUGAGACACCCUAUCUGGCCCUCUUCCCUCAGCCCGCGGUGGCUCGUUGGAUCCGCAUCAACCCCCUGACCUGGUACUGGAACGGGACAAUCUGUCUCAGAGCAGAGGUACUGGGAUGCCCCCUCCCAGAUCCGGACAACGUUUGGCAACACUUCUCUGAAAAACUGUCUGGCUCUAAAGAUAACCUGGACUUCAGACACCACAACUACAAGGAGAUGAGGAAGCUGAUGAAGGCUGUGAAUGAAGAAUGCCCUCGUAUCACUCGUAUCUACACCAUUGGAAAGAGCUACACCGGACUGAAGCUGUACGUCAUGGAGAUCUCUGAUAACCCAGGAAAACAUGAACUAGGUGAGCCAGAGUUCCGCUAUGUGGCAGGUAUGCAUGGCAACGAGGUGGUUGGCAGAGAGCUGGUGCUGAACCUCAUGCAGUACAUCUGUCGGGAGUUUAGACGAGGCAACCCACGCAUCGUCCGUCUGGUGACCACCACACGUAUCCACCUACUGCCGUCUAUGAACCCUGAUGGAUAUGAAACAGCCUUUGAAAAGGGUUCAGAGCUGGCAGGUUGGGCUCUGGGGCGCUACAGCUACGAAUGGGUCGAUAUGAACCACAACUUCCCCGACCUGAACAAUAUCAUGUGGGACGCCAAGGAGAAUGACACAGACGUGGUUAAAACAGCCAACCACUACAUCCCCAUACCAGAGUACUACACUAAAGAGGAUGCCUUCGUGACCCCAGAGACACGUGCGGUCAUCAGCUGGAUGCAGGACAUCCCCUUUGUCCUGAGUGCCAACCUCCACGGGGGGGAACUGGUGGUUACCUACCCCUUCGACUGCACCCGGGACUGGGCCCCUCAGGAAAACACCCCUACAGCUGACGAUAGUUUCUUCCGCUGGCUGGCCACGGUCUACGCCUCCACCAACCUGGUCAUGGCCAACCCUGAUAGGAGGAUCUGCCACUCUGAAGACUUCCAACAGCACAACAACAUCAUUAACGGAGGAGCCUGGCACACCGUCCCUGGGAGUAUGAAUGACUUCAGCUACAUGCACACUAACUGCUUCGAGGUGACGGUGGAGCUGUCGUGUGACAAGUUUCCUCAUGCCAGCGAGCUUCCUACAGAGUGGGAGAACAACAAGGAGUCUCUGCUUGUCUACAUGGAGCAGGUUCACAGAGGCAUCAAAGGAGUGGUGAGAGACAAGAUGACGAAGAAAGGCAUUGCAGACGCCAUUGUGAAAGUGGAAGACCUGGACCACGACAUACGAUCAGCGGCUGAUGGGGACUACUGGCGUCUGUUGAACCCCGGGGAAUACAAAGUGACGGUGUGGGCGGAGGGAUACUUUCCCUCCAUGAGGCGGUGCAACGUCGGGACCGAAGCACGCCCCACCAUCUGUGACUUCAUCUUGAUCAAGACUCCACGGCAGAGGAUGAACGAGAUCCUAGCUAAAGGGGGGAAGUUACCCCAGGAUCUACAACUGAAGCUGAGAGCACUGAGGCUCCGGAAACUAAGAGCCUCCACCAAGGCCAUCAACCAGCGGAGGGAGCACAGCCGCAAGGCCAGGGGAACACGGUUCGCUAGGGCACCACGCCCUCUCACACCCCUGGCCUGAGAGACAGGGGACAGACUGUGUCUCUAAUGACACCCUAUUCCCCACAUGGCUCUGGUCAAAAGAAGUGCACUAUAAAGGGAAUAGGGUGCCAUAGGGCUCUGGUCUAAAGUAGUGCACUAUAUAGAGAAUAGGGUGCCAUUUGGGACUCACCUUGAGGCUUUGAAACGACCGGGGUGUUUGAGAUGGACUACAUUGUAGUCAGCGACGACAGACAGACUGAAAUACAAAACGUCAAUGAGAAGUAAUUUUUAGGAAGGUGAUUUGUAAAUCCGACUGCAAUGUAGUCGAUCUGAAACAAGACACAGCGGCUUCAACACAAGUCUGUAUUCCCAGUGAAUGUUGUGAUUUCAGAUUUGAAUAGCAGAGUAGUACAGGGAGAUUUAAUGUGCUCUAACUAGCUUGUUGGGACACUGGUCAACAUGUCAGUUGUUUGUUAAAAAGGUAGAGAGAUAAUGUAGUUGAUGAGGCUGUAUCUUUACAUUGGUAGGAAUAUUUCAUACCUUCAUAACUAGUUGUUUGGCUUGUUGGGAAAGUGGUCAACAGUAGCUAGGUUUCCAUCCAAUUGGCGACAGAUUUUCAUGCGAAUAUAUUUAAAAAAAAUCUGCAUAAAAAAAAUCUGCAUAAAAAAAAUCUGCAUAUUUUCCCACCAAACUGGAUUUGUUGCGGAUAAAACAUCAGUCCGUGAUGACGUAGUGCGCACAAAUAGUACUUCUUCACUUAAAAGGUUUUCACGUUACCGAAUUAAAAUGUUUUUUCCAUCGCAUUUUCAACUCGUAUCGAUAGUUUGUUGCGCUGAAUAGCACACACGUGCGUACUCUAGCCAACAGCUCGGGUAAAGCCAUCUAUCUACAUGAUCAUAUUAUUAUGGAUCAGAGAGAAGAUAUUUUAGUUGUUGUCGACCCGGCAGUCAAGCAUCGAUCAUCAUGUCACCAGACUAAGGAACGUCCAGCUCACAGCAUCCAUUCACCACCCUGUGAUGUUCAUCAUAAGUCAGUUCAUCUGUAGCCUAAUAAACUACAUGGUUUCCCCGUAGUGAGAGGACCACACGCCAAUAUCAUCUCGUGACUCCCAACUUUACUUUGAUACGGUUCGAUAGCAAUUAUAUCAAUAUUUGCGCAUAAAAUACGCCAUUUCUCGCAUAAUUUAAAUUUUCCCGACAAAAAAAAAAAGAUGUUUGUCUGUCGACAUUUAUAAAAUUGUACUGAAACGACCUGUUUCCAUCACAGUUUCCAUUUGUCCAUUUUUUGUUUUUAUACGGUAUGACUUUACUGAAAUAGACACUGUGAAUGGAAACGUGGUUAAUGACAACAGGACGGCACAAAUAGAUCUGGGACCAGGCGUGUGAAUAUUCAGUUUAGUUUAUCCUCGCCACUGGUCUUUAGUACAGCUGUUUUUACACUAACUAUGAACAAUAUAGAAGAAGACCUUUUAUGAUGACGAGGGGAGGCCACGGCAGUAUCAGCUGGCCUGAUACGUUGUAUAUCAUUGUGUGUUUUGACUAUUUCAUUAAAGGACAAUUUGGGUA
Oncorhynchus mykiss (rainbow trout) is the source of this 3845-nucleotide messenger RNA. NCBI's taxonomy places the organism in Eukaryota, Metazoa, Chordata, Actinopteri, Salmoniformes, Salmonidae. The record is from RefSeq and is a predicted model, not a curated record.